Syngnathus acus (greater pipefish) is the source of this 1254-nucleotide messenger RNA. RefSeq names its product UDP-glucuronic acid/UDP-N-acetylgalactosamine transporter-like. The transcript has 13 exons. NCBI's taxonomy places the organism in Eukaryota, Metazoa, Chordata, Actinopteri, Syngnathiformes, Syngnathidae. The record is from RefSeq and is a predicted model, not a curated record. Bases 88 to 1098 code for a protein of 336 amino acids. Gene Ontology annotation, molecular function: GDP-fucose transmembrane transporter activity; antiporter activity. Gene Ontology annotation, cellular component: Golgi apparatus.
UGCGCAUGCCCACUAGAGAGCGCAGCUUUCCGUUUCGACUCAACUCCGACAGCCUGCCUGCCUUCGGGCUUUGCAUGUGAAAUAAAUAUGACAGAGUCGCACACGCACAAACGUCGACCAAAAUUGGAGGCUGACGGAGGAGCAUCCCCACCAGCCAACAACGACACUCUGGGUGACUCCCCCGCAGCGCUUCCAAAGCUGCUUGCUGCAUGUUUUUACGGAGUCAGUUCUUUUCUCAUCGUCGUUGUGAACAAAAGUGUCCUCAGCGGCUACAGAUUUCCCUCAUCAACAUGUGUUGGAAUUGGUCAAAUGCUGGCGACGGUGGUGCUUCUGCGGGUUGGCAAAAUGUUGGGCGUCAUUUCCUUUCCAGAUAUCAACUCAAGUAUACCACGCAAGUUAUUUCCACUGCCCCUACUCCAUGCCGGCAAUCAGAUCUCCGGACUGUUUGGGACUCAGCGACUCAAUUUGCCCAUGUUCACAGCUCUGAGAAGGUUCAGCAUUCUCUUGACCAUGCUGUGUGAAGUCAUCCUGCUCAGAAAGACGUACUCGAGGCUUAUCAAAAGCGCCGUCUUUUUGAUGAUCUUUGGCGCGUUGAUAGCCGCCAGCGCCGACUUAGCGUUUGACCUGGUGGGCUACGUCUUCGUAAUGCUCAACAACGUGCUCACAGCUGCCAGUGGUGCUUACAUGAAGCAGAAACUGGAUGCCAAGGAUCUGGGCAAAUUUGGACUUCUCUACUACAACGCUCUGAUCAUGAUUGUACCCACCGUAGCGUACGCGUACUACACCGGAGACUUAAAACGGAGUUUGGCGUUUGACGGCUGGUCGGAGCGGCUCUUCCUUACGCAGUUUUUGCUUUCCUGCGUUCUGGGAUUGGUCUUGAUGUACUCCAUCAUGCUGUGCACGCAGUACAACUCGGCACUCACCACCUCCAUCGUGGGCUGCGUUAAGAAUACUGUGGUGACCUACGUGGGAAUGCUCUUGGGUGGCGAUUACGUUUUCUCCUGGACAAAUUUUAUCGGUUUGAACAUCAGCAUCACGGGGAGCCUCGUGUACUCCUUCAGCACCUUCACUCAAGAACACACAAAAAAGGCGCGGUGAUGCUCAAGAGGUCUGCCUUGAAGAAAGACACCCAGCAGUUUGUCAACUUUAUUACAAAGCGCCGCCAAUUUAUGAUCAUACUUUGGACUUAUUUUUCCUGGGGUUAUAUUAACUCGGCAUUGUUUUUAUUUUUGAUCAAAUAUAACCUAGUGUUUU